UCCUGCUUCCACAUGAUCCGUAAAGCCCGACUGAGGGAGAGAGAGAGAGGAAUGUGGAGCGGAUACAGAGAGCGAGAGAGAGGGGGAGAGAGAGAGAGAGAGAGAGAGAGAGAGAGAGAGAGAGAGAGAGAGAGAGAGAGAGAGAGAGAUGGCAGUGUGUCGCCACGGUCCCUUCAUAAUGAAUUUAUUCUUUGCCGCUGGCAUCUGUGUGGCUCUCAUUGACUGCGUUUCUGGAACUCCGUGGACGGAGGAAAAGCUCCAACACAGAGCCACCAAACUGAGUACAGAAGAAGCGCGCAGCGCUCUGUCACACACAGACCUGAAUCGGAUGUGGAGCCAGGUGCUGCAACCGCUGCUGAUCACCAGGUACCCCGGCUCUGAAGGCAGCCUGACCGUACAGCAGCACAUUAAAACAACCCUAGCCUCCCUGAGCGCUGGCUGGGAGGUGGCAGAGGACAGCUUUGAGGGUUACACACCUUAUGGACCGCGGACCUUCACCAACCUCAUUGCUACCCUCAACCCCUCGGCCAAGCGGCGCCUUGUCCUGGCCUGUCAUUUCGACUCUAAGUACUUCCCGCCACAAUGGCAUGGGAUAGAGUUUCAAGGCGCCACAGAUUCUGCCGUGCCCUGUGCCAUGAUGCUGGAGCUGGUACACGCCCUGGAUGAGGAGCUUAAAGCUCAGAAGAGCUCCAGCGCUGACCUGACCCUGCAGCUCAUCUUCUUCGAUGGUGAGGAGGCUUGGGUUCAGUGGACAGCUACAGACUCCCUGUACGGCUCUCGGCACCUGGCACAGAAGAUGGAGGAGACCCCACACCCCACCGAAGCCGCAGACACCAACCAACUUCAUGGCAUAGACCUGUUUGUGUUGUUGGACCUGAUCGGGGCCCCCAGCCCUCGCUUCGGCAACCAUUACCCCAGCACCUCUCGCUGGCUCUUCAGGCUGCAGAACAUUGAGUUUCGCCUGCACAACAUGGGCGAGCUUGUGGAUCAUCCUAACGAUGUGCAGUAUUUCUGGCCUAGUCUAUCUGUUGGCCAUGUGCAAGAUGAUCAUGUGCCGUUCCUUAUCAGAGGUGUGCCCGUCCUCCAUCUCAUCCCCACCCGCUUCCCGUCCGUGUGGCACACAUUUGACGAUAAUGAACAGAACCUGGAUCGUACUUCCAUCGAGAACCUCAACAAGAUCCUGCAGGUCUUUGUUCUGGAGUACCUCAACGUCAGACCCACAGACCCCUCAAACCCUCAGAACGCUCCCUAAAAUGACCCCCCAGCAUGCAUUUUGCCUGCUUCCUUGCUUCUCUGUGGUUCUGUGCAGAAGAGCUUUCCCUCGUUCUAUGGCUUUACAAUGUAUGCUGCCUUUAGUUUCAGUACAGUACCGGCACACCUAGCAAGGUCUGCAAGACGUAUUCAUUCAUGUAGUCGUUCAGGUGUAGUGGGAGAGUGUUACGCUGCAGUUUGCAGGUAAAAUGGUACCGAUGGGCGAGGACUUAAAUCCGCUUGGUUUCCCUUUUUCCCUCGAGCCCGCAGUCCCCAGAUCAGCACAUUGGAUCCUCUGUGUGUUUCCCGUCACACUGCUCUCUUUAUUUCACCAUGGCCCCCUCCCCUCACACCAAGAGGAGACACCAUUGUGCCAAUGCUAAUGUGUGGGGCCUAGUGUAAUUGCCGCGAACAGGAGGAAGAAGAUGGGGCUCUGCUUGAAAUAAAAAUGAUAAACCUUGAU
This is a messenger RNA of Lampris incognitus (smalleye Pacific opah), 1714 nucleotides long. RefSeq names its product glutaminyl-peptide cyclotransferase (gene qpct). The transcript is spliced from 7 exons. The coding region runs from base 149 to 1252 and encodes 367 amino acids. Gene Ontology annotation, molecular function: zinc ion binding; glutaminyl-peptide cyclotransferase activity. The record is from RefSeq and is a predicted model, not a curated record. Lineage: Eukaryota; Metazoa; Chordata; Actinopteri; Lampriformes; Lampridae.